AUGUUGCCUACGAUCUUCAUCAUUGGAGGUGUCAGUGGGAUGAUGUUUGGAGGGUUACAUUGCCUGGGCUGGAAUGUGUUGUUUCCGAGACACGCGGAGCGGAUAUUGUGGCGUAUGGCUUCCAUUGGGAUAGCAUGUUCAUCGACGUUAGCGGCGUUAUCACUCUGUUUGGUUGCGAAGUACGGCUCAAGAUGGAGUUUUCUGUGGAUAAAUAUUGGGAUUAUCGGCAUUUUAUACAUUUUUUCACGUGUUACGGUAAUUGUACUUAUGUUCUUGAGCUUACGAUCACUUCCUCCUGGCGCAUACGAUGCAGUCACUUGGAGCAGGUAUAUUCCACAUGUAACCAUGUAGUUUUAUUGCAAUCGCCGUAACAGAGUAUGGUAACUUGCCUAAGUCUUCAUCGGUCACUGUUGAAAUCGGAAGUGCAAGUACGACUCGGUCAAGUUUCGAAGGCUACGACAGCAUCUGGAUAUGCUUCGUGCGUGCAUGCCAUCGAGGAAUGGAAAAGAGCAGUCCUGGAAUAGUUUAUGAACGCAUGUGAGCAUCAUACCAAUCUACUCACCUCAUCAGUAUGACCGUGUAGCAACGGCGGCUCGAAAGAGAACUCGUACACUCGCGCGCAGGGAAGAGAUGAAGAAGGCAUAUUCUCCACCAAGGACGAAUGUGAUUGACAAGUCAGUCAUCGAAAGCGGCCGUGGUGGGAAUAGGGCUGCACGCCGUCGGCGUCAUAGACGGUUUGUACGGCAACCGUCGACGGAUACGGUUGCCGUACCGCUGGACCUGCACAAAGAAAUCAAUAGUGGGUCUCAAAGUUAAAAUAUCAAAGCAACAAAAAAAAAUAUAGAUCU
This is a messenger RNA of Suillus subalutaceus, 848 nucleotides long. RefSeq lists its product as uncharacterized. The transcript has a single exon. The record is from RefSeq and is a predicted model, not a curated record. Bases 1 to 351 code for a protein of 116 amino acids. NCBI's taxonomy places the organism in Eukaryota, Fungi, Basidiomycota, Agaricomycetes, Boletales, Suillaceae.